Molecule: messenger RNA, 817 nt
Organism: Suillus subalutaceus
Lineage: Eukaryota; Fungi; Basidiomycota; Agaricomycetes; Boletales; Suillaceae
Exons: 4
Coding region: 100-810 (236 amino acids)
Source: RefSeq, a predicted model, not a curated record
GGUCGCCUAAGGCCUUCACGUCACGGUCAUGCACUCAACUAACGAGAACAACUUCGACAACCGGUCGUUACAAUCCUCGUGACCGGUCUGAAUGAUUCAAUGACCGUUAUCACCACCUAUAACCUCCCGCACCUCAUGACAUUCGUUGAGGGAGCAUCAGCGUGCCCGACAUUUUUCGUUGAGCAGAGAGUCAAUUAUUGUGUCACAAUGACCUUUGCCUUGCAACAGUAUUUGCCUGUGACGCACCCCAGUGUGCCCAAGCUCGCACAUUCAUUAAGAAUAUCGUUUAUAUUUCUGUCGUUUGUCUUUGUAUUAGGGUACAUAUUUGUCUGUUUAGAUGAUCAUGUAUUGAUCAAGCGAGCAAAUUUUACAUUUGUUCAGCAUACAGUGCUCAGCUGGUUUGUGCUUGUACAAUCAAUACGAACAUCUGACAUUAUUCAGAAACACUGGAGACACGAUGCAUCCACCAUGCUCCUUUCACGCAAGCGCUUCCAACUCCCCAGGCACACCCUCCUGGUCACCUUCUCAAACCCAAAAACUACCUGUGUCCCAGGUAUCUCGCAUCACUCUGUGCCGUCGCCGUCGCCAAUUCUGGCACCACAACGCAGCCUAUCACCGACAGUGUGCCUCCAACUUUCGGCAUCCUUCCAUAGGAUCAUGACAACUUGGUUCUUCGUAGAUUCAUUGGUUUUACCACUUAGGUUUAGACACAUAUGUUCUCAAAUUGUAGCCACUAUCAAUCAGCCAUUUUUACUGUUCUCUUUGUGUCACUCCUCUUUUAUUUCCUUGAAUUUAUUUAUUUAUUUGUGAUGUGAAC